CUCACAGAGAUCAUUUAUGAUUCAUUGCUGUUUUGAUUUGUUUUGUGUUCACACUGGAUUCAUUUAUUCGGACUUUUCGUUGUUUCUUACCGAUGGAGGGGAAAAAGCAAGAACUUAAAGAUUCUCCGUUUUCCAUCAAGAAUUUACUGAACACGCCGGACAAACCCAAACCCGUCCGGAGCGUUCACAUGAAUCUGUCUCUCUCCAGAGUUCCCGAUCUCAGUUUCCUGAGGUUCGGCUCCUGGUGUCGCCCGCCGGGACACCCGAACACAUCCUCAGAUCGGAUCAGAUACCCGACAGAAGCCCUGAAAUCAGAACCGGAAGAUCCGGACCCUAAAGAGGAUGAAGAUGAGGAGGAGGAGAGCGAUACAGACGAGCAAAAGAGAGAAGAAAUCAUCUCAGAGAAGAAACUUUGUCGAAAGAAAAAGACCAGAACCGUGUUCUCGCGCUCUCAGGUGUUUCAGCUCGAGUCCACGUUUGACAUGAAACGGUACCUGAGCAGUUCGGAACGGGCCGGGCUCGCCUCGUCGCUCCAUCUUACCGAGACUCAGGUGAAAAUCUGGUUCCAGAACCGGCGGAAUAAAUGGAAGAGACAGGUCGCCGCGGAGCUCGAGGCCGCGAACCUCACUCACACGCAGAGGAUCGUGCGCGUGCCCAUCUUAUAUCACGAGCACGUGGAGACCUCGCGAGCUGCGGGUCUCGGGCUCACGCACGCACUUUAUUACCCGCAGCAUCCGUUGAUCAGACCGGUCUGAUGAGUGAGGACUCGAUCCUGCUUAUGGAGUUCUGGGUACUUGAAGAUCUGGGCUGGGCUGGCCGAUCAAAGCUUCUGGGUUCAGAUUUUGACAGUCGCUGUUGUGAAGUUUAAUUCUUUUGAAUGCUCCAAAAGCAACUAUUAGUUAUAAAUCACUUUGGAUAACUUUUAACUAGCUUCAGUCAAACCUGAACCCACAGACAUUUACUUCCCGUUUCAGUGGACCUCCACGAGCAGCACAGACCCCAUCAUGUGUUUUUCAUGAAAAAAAAAAUAUAUGUUUUUUGUUAAAUUGUCAACUAUUUAUAUUAUUUUUAUUAAUUCUUAUAAUUUAAGUAAGUUUCGCCAAAAUCACCCAAUUUCUAUGUAUAUUUUAUAAACAGUUUAUUGUGUAAAUGUAAAUUAUUGAUAUUCUGUUUGUUGGUCUGUGGUUUCGUCUGUUUUCUUUCAUAUGCUUGUAAAAAUGUUUUUAAAACAAUGUGGGCAAUUGUAAGGUUUAUGUAGAGAAUUUAAUAUUGUACUACUGAAAUCAUUUCUCAGUUUAAAUGUUUACAUAUAUAAUAAAGGUUCUGUUGUCUGAAAUGAUUAAUUAUGGAUGAAAUUUCUAA
Paramisgurnus dabryanus is the source of this 1362-nucleotide messenger RNA. RefSeq names its product H6 family homeobox 3b (gene hmx3b). The record is from RefSeq and is a predicted model, not a curated record. Gene Ontology annotation, molecular function: RNA polymerase II transcription regulatory region sequence-specific DNA binding; DNA-binding transcription factor activity, RNA polymerase II-specific. Lineage: Eukaryota; Metazoa; Chordata; Actinopteri; Cypriniformes; Cobitidae. Gene Ontology annotation, cellular component: nucleus. Gene Ontology annotation, biological process: regulation of transcription by RNA polymerase II.